This is a messenger RNA of Branchiostoma floridae (Florida lancelet), 708 nucleotides long. RefSeq names its product tropinone reductase 2-like. The coding region runs from base 1 to 708 and encodes 235 amino acids. Gene Ontology annotation, molecular function: oxidoreductase activity, acting on NAD(P)H, oxygen as acceptor. The transcript is spliced from 2 exons. Lineage: Eukaryota; Metazoa; Chordata; Leptocardii; Amphioxiformes; Branchiostomatidae. Gene Ontology annotation, cellular component: intracellular anatomical structure. The record is from RefSeq and is a predicted model, not a curated record.
AUGAGUCCUACCAAAGUCGCUCUCGUCACCGGGGGUACCCGCGGGAUCGGCUUCGGGAUCGCCGCUGAGCUGGCCCGAGCAGGGCACGACCUCGUCCUGGGGUACCGGGAGAACCAUCAGCGGGCCGAGGCCGCUAAGGCAGAGCUUGAAGAGACCCACAAGGCGCGUGUGUUCCUUAUAGCAGGCGGGACAGAGGAAGAGGCUACGGCCGACGCCUUCUUCGCGUGCGUCGAUACGAACUUUGGCGGCAGGCUCACCGCGCUGGUCCACAACGCCGGCGGGCACUACCGCAGCGGACCCCCGCCAGGCAAGCCGGACGCGACCGGUAGCUGGUUCGCGGGCUGGGACGCCUACGAGUACUACCACAACAUCUACGCCAAGUGUUUCCUCCGCCUGCCGUACUUCACCCCGGGUACGGCCAAGGCCAGUAUGGAGUACAUGGUGAGGCACUACGCCAAGCAGCUGGCGCCCAGACGCAUCACCUGUAACACCGUCAUACCGGGAAUGGUCGACACGGAGGCGUGGGCACCGGUGAAGGCGAGGAUCGGGAAGGAGGGGGUAGCGGACAUGGUGGGCAGGCUCUGCGGGAUGGGGCGCUGGGGUACCCCGAGGGACGUCGGCGGCGUGGUCGCCUUCCUCUGCUCGGAGCGGGCGGGCUUCGUCACGGGCGCGGCCAUUCCCGUGGACGGAGGGUUCCAUCUCAAGUAG